Molecule: messenger RNA, 2119 nt
Organism: Pyrgilauda ruficollis (rufous-necked snowfinch)
Lineage: Eukaryota; Metazoa; Chordata; Aves; Passeriformes; Passeridae
Product: zinc finger protein 239-like
Exons: 4
Coding region: 265-1239 (324 amino acids)
Biological process (GO): negative regulation of transcription by RNA polymerase II
Molecular function (GO): DNA-binding transcription repressor activity, RNA polymerase II-specific
Source: RefSeq, a predicted model, not a curated record
AGCAGAGGCCGGGGAGCCGCGCGGCUCCGGUGCUGCCCGAGCUCGCAGCACCCCGGGAGCAUCGCCCCCCAUCCCGCAGGCUCCUACUCACUCCCAGUCUGAUCCCAGUCUGAUCCCAGUGCAAAGCUGAGUGGAAAAUGCCCCCUGGGGGUGACUGUGGCGGCUGCCGGCAGAGGCAGCCUGGAGGAGCAGAGUCCUGUGUCCCCCAGGAGCCCAAAGUGGGGAGCCCAGAGAGGGGAUUUCCCAUUCCCAAACCUUGGCCAGAUGGAGGAGAAGGCUGUGAGGAAGAGGAAGAUGCCCCAGGACACCCAGGCAGAGCAGGAGCUGAGGAUGGAGACCAGGGAGGACAAAUCCCCACGGCAGAACCUCACAGAAGAGGCCGUUUUGAGCAACGCCAUGGCACAGGAAUCCAAUGGGGAGGAAAUGUCCUGGAGAUCCCGCAGGAGGAGGGGCUGCAAACCCAGCCCAGGGUGCUCUGAGGAAGAAAGACCCACCCUGAGCCAGGAAGGUGGACAGAGCUUCAGGCAGAGCUCAGAGCUGGUGGUCCAUGAGCAGCUUCAUGAUGGGGAGAAGCCCCACAAGUGCUUGGAGUGUGGGAAGAGCUUCAGGUAUAGCUCCCACUUGAUCCAGCACCAGAUGAUCCACACUGGUGAAUGGGCCUUCGAGUGUGGGGAGUGUGGGAAGGGCUGCAGCUGCAGCUCAGAACUCUUCACCCACCAAUGCAUCCACACUGGGGAGAGGCCCUACGAGUGUGGGGAAUGUGGGAUGAGCUUCAGCUGGAGCUCCAGCCUGAUCCAGCACCAGAGGAUCCACACCAGGGAAUGGCCCUGUGAGUGUGGUGAAUGUGGGAAGAGCUUCAGCCAGAAGUCCCACUUGGUCCGUCACCAGAGGAUCCACACUGGGGAAAGGCCAUACGAAUGUGGGGAAUGUGGGAAGAGCUUCAGUCGGAGGUCCCAACUGAUCAUCCACCAAAAGAUCCACACUGGGGAGAGGCCCUACAAGUGUCCCGAGUGUGGGAAGAGGUUUCACACCAGCUCAGAUCUCCUCAAGUAUCAGUGGAUUCACACGGAUGAGAGGCCCUUCCACUGCCAUGACUGCGGGAUGGGCUUCAAGCAAAACUCCACCCUGAUCAGGCACCGGCGCAUCCACACUGGGGAGAGGCCCUACGAGUGUCCCCAGUGUGGGAAGAGCUUCUCCAGGAGCUCUCACUUGACCAGACACCAGCAGAAGCACAGGUAAUGGAAGCCUGUGAGUGCCCCGAAUGCAGGAGGAGCUUUGGGCACCGUUCCAGCUCCACCCCCAUUGGAGGACCCACAUUAGUCAGAGCCCUGGUGACCCCCAUUCCCUGUGAUCUGAGCUGGGAAGACACCUGCCUGCUUAUCCUUUUGGUUUGGUCCUAAUUUUCUUCUAAUCUAUCUUCAUCCCUUAAAAAUACCUGAUAUAGGACAAAAAAGAAAGAAAUUGAUCAGAGAUGUCUAAAGUCCCACUAUUUCAGAGGUAUUUGUGGGGAAAUUUAUGGUUUGGGGUCAUAUUCUGGAAGAUUUGUGGGUUCUUGGGGGAUUUCAGGCAGUGUUCUCCAUCUCUUUGCACUCCAAAAGCCAAGAUGGAUUGAUCUGUCACUUCCAAAUGACUCAGUCCCACUGAAAACAACUCAAUCUUACCCCAAAUGGGCUCAACCCUACCUCAAAAUUGUAGAGACUCUGGGGGACAUCCCCUGGGUUAGGGAGACACAAGAAGCUUCCUUCAAAAAGCUCUUGAGGCCCUACUAACUCCUUCCUCUGUUCUUGUCCCUGAGCCACUCCCUGUUCCCUGACUGGCCCUUAUCUUUGUACUGCCCUGAGACCAAGUUCACCCCCGGGUCCCUUGGCAGACAGAAACCUGGAGACUCCCCAUGAGAGUGCCUGGGAUCCUGAGCAUCUUACUGGGCAGCCGAAUGAAACAUCUGUAAAUAUUAUGCAAAGGCUCUUUUUGCUUCCUUACCCUGGACUUUAUUAGCAGCAAGUCUGGCUGCAACAAAUGGCUCCCAAACAGGGACCUCUUCUCCUGGAAAACAUGUGCAGUAGACCACCCCGAGAAUUUCAGGUUUUUUAUCCCAAUGUAGUAAGUUUGAAAUUUUAGU